Molecule: messenger RNA, 5492 nt
Organism: Caenorhabditis auriculariae
Lineage: Eukaryota; Metazoa; Nematoda; Chromadorea; Rhabditida; Rhabditidae
Source: the annotation of a GenBank genome assembly
AUGAUCUGGAAUCUUGGGAGGAUGUUCAAAAAUGUUUAUCUGCAUGUUGGACACAGUGGAUGUGAAGAAUACACCGGCUUGACGACAUUCCACGGGAUGGUGAUUUCUUUUCAAAUUUUUUUAAAUUUUUUUGAAAUAUGUUUUGCUUGGGGAAGUUCAAAGUAUCUCUUUUUUUGAGUCAUAGUAGUGUAAAUUAAUUUUCAUGACUCUUACUGUUUGUUUUAUUUAUCUUCUGCCUGAUUGAUGUUUGAUAUCAGCACUUCUGAUAGCUCACGUAUCUCAAAAGAUUUAUCAGCGCUUUUUCAAUUUCUGAGGCUUGUUGGGCUCAGAUCAAAUUUCGAAUCAAGUCAGUAAAAUUGGGCGCUGCUUCAAAAAGUAUUCAUUUACUUUUUUUGUAGAUAAAAUUCAAUUAUCAGAAAAAAGUCAACUAGUGGUCUUAUACUAAAUAUUUCAGAUCCGAAUAUUCAAAUCGUCGACCUGGACUUCGUUAAUUUUUUGGUGUUUCGUUGUGGUUUCUUGUCUUGUUUUCUACAUGAUCUUUGUGAGUUUGGCUCGUAUACCCGACUGGUUUUAACUUUAUAUUUCCCGACAUUUCAUUGUCGUCCUGGUCGGGCUUUUUGAACUAUUCCAAACUUUUUUUCAUUGCCUGACGAGCAAAAAAAAAAAUAAGAAAAAUCUUAACUAUUUUUUUCGUUAUUAAUAAAAAAAUCCAAUUUUUUUCAGUGCGGUUAUAUGAUCACUAAUUAUGCUUACGCUGCUACUUUCCAACGGGUCAACUAUUCUACAAUCCAAUCCAGUGAAAUAAAAAUAUCGUUUCUGCUCAAACAAGAGGUUUCUUUGAAAAAAAUAAUUUCGUGAAAAAUUGACCAGGGCAUUCACUUCAGUAUUAUGUAGUUUUUUUUCAAUUCAAAUCAUUUUAUUCACAUUUUGAAACUUGAAAGUUGGCUCGGGGCGAUGCGGUUAUUCCAAAGUUUGAAUUUGUUUUCAUCACGUAUAAAAUAAUUGAGCCAUUUCAAGGAAUUUUUGACCGAUGUGAAUUGCGGAAAAGCGGAUUUAAAUGAUCAAUUCAGCUGAGUUUUUAGCACAUGCAGAAACUUUUUUCAGGUUUAACUGCGAGGAUCUUCUAUUCGCUUCAAAAGAACCAGUUUGUAGUAAUAUCUCAUCAUCAAAUUGCGUUCAAAUCUCGCCAAGUCAUUAUAAAUUUACCUUCUCUUCGAAACUCACAGGUGAUUUGUGUUUUCCUCGGAAAGAAAUAGGUUUUUUCAGGCUUUGACAUGUAUCUCGGUGACAAUGAUAGUGUAAUCGAGAUGAGCGCAGCAGCAGGAUUGCACAAACACGUCGUUCUGGAGACCACACAAGUGGGCAAGUGUGUAUCUCACCUGUUUUAUCACCUCUUUCUCUGAUAUUCCCAAAAAAAAAUGAUAUUCUUUGGAUUUUCUACACUUUUUGAAGAGAUCUUCCAGGUGAAGAGAUUGAAUUCAUCGCGGUCAAGGUGCAGUAACGGUUGGAAAGACCUUCCGUGGGGUGUUGAAAGUGAACUGCCAUAUUCUAUCCAUAAUUGCGAGAAACUGCGGCUCGUUCUAUUGAAAAAAGACACGAAGCAGUGUGAUUUUCUUAAUAUUUCUCCAUUUUAUGAAGGAUUCAAUCAAAGUUGUGUCAUCGAGAAACCGCCAAAUCUUCAGAAAAGUAAGUUUAAAUACUAAGAUUUUUCAUAAAGUUGCAAAAACACCAACUCAAUAUUUUUUUUUUAUCAAAAUUUCACAGCAUGUUUCUCCGACUUUCUCAUUUUCUAUUCUUAUUGGUGGAAAAACAGAGCUUUCUGAAAAAAAAACCUCAUGAUUCCAUUGGAGAACUCUCCAGUCUGAAUUCAAAAGCCAAAUUUCGCUGCUAUUCGCAAUUUUCAAAUCAUUGAGGCCAGUUCACUCUUUUUUUAAUCAACUGAAACAGUGAGUACAGGAAAAUUAGUCGAAAGUUGAAACCGAAGUUGAAAGUUCAUCAUAUUGCAGAUUAUCCCUGUUAUCCGGUAUGCAGAGAUUUUGUCGUUCGCGUUUCCAAAAGGGUAUCGAAAAGUUCGAGAGAGAAAACUAUGAGCCGAUUUACAAUAUACCACAGUCCCACGGUGAAACUCCUCGAAGAAACUCGCAAAAUGGGCAUCGUCGACGUUUUAUGUGAGCAUUAUUUUUCUUUUGAAGUUCGAAAUUCCGUUUUGUUAAAUAUCGAAAUUCUAUCAGACAUUAACUCAUUAAAAUUGAUGAAAACGCAUCUUUGAAGUUAAUUUUUUUUUUUUUUGAGAACAAUUACUAAAUUCCUGUUAAUCACCUGAGCUUGACUUUUUUCUCUUGAUUGUUAACGCUGAAAUUUUGAAGGCAUCAGCUGAAAUAUUUUUGCAGUCAGCGGGACAUUUUUCAAUACUUCACGAUAGAGUGCGCCAGACCUCAAACUACUUGCGCGACUUCCUAUCAAAAAGCAAUAUACUUUAGAACGGGGAUGAAAGGAUAAAAAUCGAUGAGGCAUUGGUCCAUAAAAAUAUUUUUUUAAUAUUGUCAUGAUAUUCCAAGCCAUAGUAACUGUAAUAUAGUUCAUUUCGUAUACUGAAGACUUUCAAAACAGAACGAAAAUAGCAAAAAAAUAACCAGAAUCCCCUGGUCAGCCAUAAAAUGGGCUGUGUGACUAGGAUUAAAAUUCCAAAACAAUACAGCGACGGAAAUCUAAAUGGACAGGUUACCUUGGUGGCGCGAGUUCGCUGUUCAUGGGAUGCAGUUGCAUCACUCUCAUGGAGAUGUUCAUUUUCCUCUUCAAGCUCGUCGCUCAGUCCGCCUGCUCCAAGAAAGAGAACUUUGUGAUAGAUGGUGAGAUUAAUUUCUCUUAUUGUCUUUUCCCAAAAGGAAUGUGUAAUCUCAGCUCAUCAGGACGGUUGAGUAGAGUCUGCUUGAAUAUCCAUGUUUCGAACCAUAAAAUUUGUUUCAGAUGACCUCUUGAUGAUUUAAGUUCUAGAUAAAAGGAUUGAUUAAGAAUUUUAAUUUUACAAUGAAGUUGAGCGACCCCGGAUGGUUCAUGAAAGGGAAUCCUCCGGGGUUUUUUGUCUCUCUCUAAUUUUCAAGACUCGAUAAAGCCAUAUUUCCCCAACUGUUUCUUGAUCUUCAAAGUUAAAUUCUUAUAAAAAAGAAAAAAAUCUUUGCAAAUAAUUUAAUAAUGCGAAAGAUCUAACAACAAUCCGUUGUUGAGAAGGAUUUCCCACGCAUUCUUUUUUUCCACAGAGAAUUAAGAAGCUUCCAACAUGCAGGAAGACUCGAUUUCAUCUCAAUUUUUGGUCUUUUCCUUAUUAUCAGAAGCUUGGAUAAUUUCUUUCGAAAAUUUUAGUUCCUCUUCAUACCUGUAUGUACAGAGUUCACGUGUUUAAAAUGUGUAUUUAUGAGUCAUCAGAUCGUACUGAGGGAACCUCAGUGAGAACCGGUUCGUAGUUCUCUGUUCCAGAUCAAGAUUAAGCUCUGAAAUAUUGCAGACAAAUCGAUCGAAGCCCCGAAGCCGAUGCCAGAAGUGUUGACGAUCAAUACAAAACUAUCUACAUCGCCAUCAGAACCGCCGCGUCGUCCGUCCGUCCACCAACACAGUUUGUUUUUGCCCUCAAAUUGUUCUUCCUGGUUGAUUUAUAUGUCCUCCAAACCUUUGUCCUCUUCAUUAAAACGGGUUUUGAAUUCAAUUUUUCCCUCGAAUAAUGCGUCCGAUGAUGACCAAGUAAAUUAGACAUCACAGAUUGGGUGCAUUUUUAUAGUGCUUCAAGAGUUAGAUGCUGAGAGCCAAAAGGAAAGAGCAGGAACGAUAGUUGCAAAAUUGCUUUUUUAUCUGAUUUUACUUGUCGAGCUGUGGAUCCUAAAAAAAAAUUAUCCUGUCCUCGUUGCCCACUCGUAAUUAGAACUUGAUUCUAUUUUUCAUCACAGUUCAUUUCUCUCAAAAGUUGAAACUUGAUCUUAUAUGUUGCCUCCAUUUUUUUCAGUCUCCUUAUUAAUUGUCGGAAACUCAGGAACUCGUUCCGUAGAAGCCAAGUUUGGCGCUUCUACAAGUGACAUGGCCGUGGAAGCCAGUACAGCUGCCGCAAACAAAAGAGUCUCAGUUCAAUGUGAUAGGUUGGUUUUGAUCAAUGAAAACUUUCCGAUUUUUUCAAGUUUUGAAAUUACAUAUUUAUAUAUGGGUUUGUUGAAUUUAGGAGAAUCAGAACCUUGUAAAGUUUCAAAUUAUUAUUCCUCGUCUCCACACAGUGAAAAUUCAGAAAUUUACUUUGAUAAAGUGAUCAAAAACCCAAAAAGUUAAACCAAAGUCGUUUUUGUGUUCCAGCGAAAUCUCAAAAUUUCAUAGCUAUCGCUGAGCAAAUGCACAAUGAUCUGACUUAUUGUCAGAACAACUCCUUUUUUUUCGAUUUUAUUCUUUUGAUAGCUUUCGUUUCACAGUUUGAACAAGAAGCUGAUUGCAAGUGAAGAUGAUGAGGACUUGUACUAUUCUGCGAGAGUGAGAAGGCCACCUCGGCUUGGGCAAACACGGCAGAGGUGGGUUGAUGGUCCAGUGUAAGUAAAAAUUGGGAUAAUCAAUUUAAAACUCAAUUUCAAUCGAAAGAAAGUAAUUUCUGAAAGCCAUUAAUGGCAAGUGAGAUAUUUUAUUAGGUAACCAUUUGAAAAAUUAUGACGAGUUAACCUGGGUUGAGUGAUAACCAUACAAAACGACUAAAAACCGUGAAACUUCUUUUAGCUUUGACCUGGCAAAACUUGAAUUCACGUUUCAAUUGAUUGCAUCUAACUAACACCAACAACAAGCGAUUCAACAAAAUUUAACGAAGUUUUGUUAUUUCACUUUCUAUAGUCUCAUAUCCAAAUAAAUUUGCUAUUUAUCGCCUAAAAUUAACCAUAAAGUAUAAUUUAAUCAAGAUCUUUCUAUUUUUGAAAUCUUAUAAACUGUUUUUCAGCCCUCACUUCAAUGUCCUUGAUUCUCAUGAAAUCGGUAAGAUUUUGUUUCUUUUUUCAGUAAAUAGUUUCCGUUCUUUUCAGAGCGGUCUGCUCGAAACUUGCCAUUGGAACUCCGAUUAUCAGUUGAUCAUCAGAAUCGGCAUCGUUAUAUGUGCCGACAAUCGGCAAUUGAAAUCGACGAUGAAGACUUGGACAAGGUGAUUGGUUGAACUUUUCAAGACUUUAUUCGGUUCGGAAAAAGAAUUUGUAAUUUUGGUCCAGCGCUUUAAAAGUUUUUCUCAGGUACUUUCUUUUUAAAAAAAAAACUCCUAUUUUUCGAAAAAAAAUCAAAGCCUCUCGACUGUUUAAAACUCUGCUGAUUUCAGUACCUUGGUUAUGAAAGUGAAGGAGCUGUCAAAUUCGACAGGUUUCAUCAGACUAGAAGAGGAGGUUCAUUUCAUUUUAUUGCUCUCAAAUCAAAAGAAGAACUUUUCUCAGUCCGCCGGUUAUCGAGUGUCACUUCAAGAAGCUCAACCUCAAGCCAUCAUGUACAAAUAA